AGGUGGGAGUCCGGCGUUCACUACUAUUUCAAAACCGGACUCCUGAAGACCUGUUGCAGUUCAGCAGGUGAAACCGUUGGCGAAUUUGCCCGCCUGGAGUUACAUAGUGCGGUUCCGGUUAAAAGUUAAAGUGAGUGCUGAAGUGCCUCAAAACACAGCAAGAUGUUGCCUUUCUUCGAGAAGCUCAGUUUUCUGUAUCAGCCCUACGUCCUGGCAAUAGUCUCCAUAGGCUAUGUCUUAGGUGAACUUGGCCACUACCUAAUUGGCGUCACCUCGAAAGUCAUUGCUAUGGACCUCCACUUCGGCGACAUCGCUUGUCAAUUCAACAGCACCGAAUUCUCUCUAAGCGACCUCCCCGCCACCUGUGAUACGGCCAACAGUUCCGAAAUCUGCUUAUCUUAUAACAUCAAUGGUACUCCUUACUGUGAAUGGAACUACAAUGGACUGGGAAUAGACUACCAGAUUUUAGCCGGGCCAACUUUUAUGGUCGUUUUCACUGUUGUGGGCGUCAUACUCGGAAUCGCUGCAGAUAAAUACAACAGAGUACGCAUUUUGGCCAUUUGCACCAUCGUUUUUUCUAUUGCUAUCAUUCUCUGUGGGGGAGUCACAGAAUACUGGCAAUUGGUCUUGUUAAGGAUGAUCAUGGCGGCUGGGGAAUCUGGCUGUAAUCCUCUGGCAACUGGAUUACUUUCGGAUAUAUUUCCGGAAAAACAACGAGCGUUGGCUAUGUCGAUUUUCAACUGGGGGAUCUAUGGGGGCUAUGGUAUUGCAUUUCCCGUGGGGCGAUAUGUGCCUCCACUCAAUGCCUGGGGUUUGGGGUGGAGAGUCACUUAUUACGGGACUGGAAUUGUUGCUUUGAUUGUGGGAGUGUUAACUUGGUUCACGCUGAAAGAACCUCCAAGACAGUCAAUUGGAGAAGAUGCUGAUCAUGACCCAAAUGCGAAAAAAAUCACUAUUUGGACGAUUAUUCUUGAUCCUAGGAUAAUCAUGCUGUGUUUGGCUGCUAGUCUGAGACACUGUGGUGGCAUGUGUUUCGCAUACAACUGCGAUCUGUAUUAUCAACAAUACUUCCCAGAGUAUGAUUUAGGAUGGUGGUUGUUUGCUGUCACUAUUAUUGUUGGGAGUAUUGGGGUAGUAGUUGGUGGAAUCGUUUCAGACGUUUUCGUUGCCAAAAUGGGAAUCCGAUCAAGAGUUAUGGUACUUGCCAUAAGUCAAAUCAUUGCCACACCUGGAGCCUUCGGUAGUGUUUAUUUCAAUCCGACUUGGGCUAUGAUUUUCUUAGGACUUUCUUACUUUUUCGCUGAAAUGUGGUUCGGAAUUCUUUUCGCAAUUUUGGUCGAAAUAGUGCCUUUGCAUGUGCGAUCUACUACUGUUGGAGUCUUUCUCUUCGUCAUGAAUAACAUUGGAGGAAACUUACCUAUUGUUGUCGAACCUGUCUCCAAAGCCAUAGGAUACAGAGAAAGUCUUUACAUUUUCUACGCCGGUUUUUACGGAAUAAGUUCCAUUAUGUUCCUCCUCACAAUUUUCAUAAUGGAUGGUCCCAAACCACAACCAGAAGCCACCGCUCCUAAAGAUGGGGGUCAUGACAAUAACAUUUUCACAACGGCUGAUGAAACAAACCUACCAACAAUAACAUCAAUGGUUGCCAACACAAAAAAUAAUAUUCACGAAACGAGCCGACUUUGAAGAAAUAUUUGACUGACUAGGAUGGGAUAAAUCUUAGGCCGUAUUAUAAUUAUAGGCCAUUAAGCUCUCUACGAUAGAAAGCUAUUAAUUAUUAAGUAUUAUUAGAUUAUGUGCGUGUGCUUGAUUAGCAUAACGAUUUUGUGUUUCAUAAACACAUGAGGGACGUACAAAGAUUGUUAAGCAUUGUAUUUUUGUUGCAUGAAUUUACAAAUAAAUAAAUAGAACAAA
Molecule: messenger RNA, 1914 nt
Organism: Tribolium madens (black flour beetle)
Lineage: Eukaryota; Metazoa; Arthropoda; Insecta; Coleoptera; Tenebrionidae
Product: putative metabolite transport protein HI_1104
Exons: 4
Coding region: 163-1686 (507 amino acids)
Biological process (GO): transmembrane transport
Cellular component (GO): membrane
Molecular function (GO): transmembrane transporter activity
Source: RefSeq, a predicted model, not a curated record